Molecule: messenger RNA, 1101 nt
Organism: Serendipita indica DSM 11827
Lineage: Eukaryota; Fungi; Basidiomycota; Agaricomycetes; Sebacinales; Serendipitaceae
Source: the annotation of a GenBank genome assembly
AUGAGCAUUUACCAGUUUCUCAUCGCCGUCCGCCAACGCGACGGGGAGACGCUGCAGAAUGAACAAGGCGAAACGACGAGCCAUCUGAUGGGAUUCUUCUACCGUACGAUUCGCAUGGUUGAAAAUGGCAUCAAACCGUGCUAUGUGUUUGAUGGCAAGCCUCCAGAGCUCAAGUCGGGCGUUCUUGCAAAACGCUUUGAACGUCGCGAAGAGGCGAAAGAGGAAGGAGAUGAGGCAAAGGAAGUUGGUACUACUGAGGAAGUCGAAAAGUUUUCGCGCAGACAAGUGCGCGUCACAAAGGAACACAAUGAGGAAUGUCGAAAGCUGCUCGGUCUUAUGGGCAUCCCUGUUGUUGUGGCACCUUCUGAAGCAGAAGCUCAGUGCGCUGAACUCGCUCGAGGAGGACUGGUCUAUGGCGCUGGCUCUGAAGACAUGGACACAUUGACGUUUAAUUCACCUAUCCUGCUUCGCCAUCUCACCUUUAGCGAAAAUAGAAAGGAGCCCAUUCUUGAAAUUUCUCUUCCGGCCGUUCUCGAAGGCCUCGAGAUGGAUAUGCCUCAGUUUGUCGAGCUUUGCAUUCUACUCGGUUGCGACUAUCUAGAACCCAUCAAGGGAGUCGGACCAAAGUCGGCCCUGAAACUCCUUCGCGAACACGGAUCGCUGGGCGCGGUUGUCGAGCAUUUGCGUUCAAAGCAGGCCAGCAGGGAGGAUGCCGAUGAAGAAGGCGAAGGAAAGAAGAAAAAGGGAGGAGUGCAUGUCCCAGAGGAGUGGCCAUGGGAAAGGGCAAAGGACCUGUUCCUCCAGCCAGAUGUUACACCAGCAGACUCGUUUGAGCUGGAAUGGAAGGCCCCAGAUCUCGACGGCCUGGUGCAGUUUCUGGUCACGGAAAAGGGAUUCAACGAGGACCGGGUUCGCAAAGGAGCGGAGAAAUUGACAAAGCACAUUGGUGCGAAACAGCAAGGACGGCUCGACAGCUUCUUCAAAGUCGCGCCAAAGGCGGUGCCUGAAAAGAAAGAAAAAGGAGCACCUGUUGGUGGGAAAGGGACCAAACGCAAGGCAGGUGAACAGGAUGCAAGCGGGUCCAAAAAGAAGCGAAAGUAG